AAUGCUGAGGAGUACUCAGAUCUGCCUGUGAGACACAAUGAAGAUCAGAUGAACAGUGAACUGGCAAAACAUCUUCCAAUUGAAGUCAACCCCCAUUCGUUUGACAGUUCACACACAAAAACACACCUUCUGCUGCAAGCCCACUUCAGUCAUGCCAUGCUGCCUUGUCCAGAUUAUGCAACCGAUACAAAGACAGUGCUGGACCAAGCAAUUAGAAUAUGCCAGGCAAUGCUGGAUGUUGCAGCACAUCAUGGCUGGCUGGUGACUGCUCUGAAUAUAACCAAUCUGGUGCAGAUGGUGGUUCAGGGUAGAUGGAUACAUGACUCUUCCCUGCUUACUUUGCCCAAUAUAGAGCUACAUCACCUUUACCUUUUUCGGAGGUGGAGCCAGGGCAAAAAGAAGAGUGUGCCUGGAGGUUACCAAGGACCUAUCGAGUGUCUUCCCGAACUAAUGGCUGCCUGCGAAGGAAAAGAGAAUGUUUUUGCUUCCAUUGUGGACAGUGAAUUGCAAACAGCACAGAUUUCACAGGCUUGGAAUUUCUUGUGCCGUUUGCCAAUUGUAAACGUCAGCCUGAGCAUUAAGGGCUGUUGGGAUGACCCGGUUCAGCCACAGAAUGAAGUGCCUGUUCCUUCUUUGACAACUGACACGCGAGAUGACCAGAGAUGGAUCAAAUUGCACGCUGAUCAAGAGUAUGUGCUCCAAAUAAACCUGCAGAGAACCCAGAUGGGGUAUCAGGGAAAGCAAGACAGUAAAGCAGUGGCUCCUCGAUUCCCCAAAGUUAAAGAUGAAGGAUGGUUUUUGAUAUUGGGAGAAGUCGAUAAAAAAGAACUCAUCGCCCUGAAGAGAACCGGAUAUGUCAGAAAUCGAAAUACUAUUUCUGUUGCUUUUUAUACUCCAGAAACUCCUGGAAAGUGUAUCUACACCUUGUAUCUCAUGAGUGACAGUUACCUUGGAAUGGACCAACAGUACGACAUUUACCUGAACAUUAUACCAGCUCGUAGUUCAGCACAAGUCACAACAGAGGUGUCUGAUGCCACGAGUCACCUGGCUCCUAAGUAAGGUGAUCUGAAAAGUCCAUUCAAAGGAACUGAUCUUGCAGCUAAGACAUCUGGUCAUUCUGGACAUCCAAAAAUGCGUUUGCCUUAGUGGAACCAACUUCAAACCUCAACACAACUAGGCAGUUGAAAGUGACUACUGUAUUGACUCUGGUAACACAGAGUUAGCCACAGUGGCCUUACUCCUUUAUGAAGAUUUGUCUUUUCUUGUUUCAUCUUUCUUCUUUCAGAAGUCAUAUU
Molecule: messenger RNA, 1295 nt
Organism: Antrostomus carolinensis (chuck-will's-widow)
Lineage: Eukaryota; Metazoa; Chordata; Aves; Caprimulgiformes; Caprimulgidae
Product: activating signal cointegrator 1 complex subunit 3-like
Exons: 6
Cellular component (GO): nucleus
Molecular function (GO): RNA binding; 3'-5' DNA helicase activity
Source: RefSeq, a predicted model, not a curated record